Vollenhovia emeryi is the source of this 1150-nucleotide messenger RNA. RefSeq lists its product as uncharacterized. NCBI's taxonomy places the organism in Eukaryota, Metazoa, Arthropoda, Insecta, Hymenoptera, Formicidae. Bases 8 to 589 code for a protein of 193 amino acids. The transcript has 3 exons. The record is from RefSeq and is a predicted model, not a curated record.
GUAUCCUAUGAUCAAAAUAUUCGAAUAUAUAUCGAAUGUUAUUCCAUUUUAUGGAAUGUCAUUCCUCAACACUCACAACUCAACUUCUUUCAUCGUUAUGCAAGCAUUAAAAGAAUUGUUGGAUAACUCUUUUGAGAUACUAAGAUCCGUACCGGAGAAUGUGUUUAUUAAAUGUUUAAAAGAAGAAAUCUCAAGAUGGGCAUGUACUUUGCAUUAUGGUCCAUGUUUGAUAAUGGCCAGAAAAAAAUUAUUAUUACAUUUCGAAGAUCCUUCAUCAAACAUAAUUUCACCAGGAUGGAAGGAAUGGACAUAUUGCCAAGGUUUAUUAGAGGCAAAUAUUUCUGAGCGGAUCAUUUCAAAGGAAAUGUGGUUGACAGGAGAACUUUUACCGUACUUACCUUGUACUCGAAAUCCUUCAGUUGUCCUCACAUACUUUCUGUCUCUACAGAAAUAUUCCCAACAUGCAAAGCGAGAGACUAGCCGUAUCCGUCGUAAUAUAAACAUUUUCCAUUUAUUUAUUGCAAAGCAUGCUAACAAUUCCAUCCUCACGAAAAAUUUGAUGUUUAUUACGAAAAUAAUGCCCAAGUAAUCAUUUUUUUCUUUAUAAACAAGUACUGCUGUUAAUAAUAGAUACGUUUUUAUAAAAUGUAAACACCUGUAUUACUUUUAUAGGGAGAUUAGUACAAUUGUAGCAGUAACUGAUAUCGUCAAUCAUGUGUAUUCUGAAAAACACCUUAAUGAGGUAAGCAAGAUGAAACCACACAAACGUGCGCGCGCGUGUACGUCUCCAGAGAUAACGAAGAAUUAAGGAGGUCUGUGCGGGUGUAUUUAUUUAGUACAACACGCCUGCAUGCGGAAAAACCUUGCAAUUUCAUAUAAUUGUAUGACAAUAUACAUGUAUGCACAAUAUAUGCAUGCGUGUUUACCAAUGUACUGUACUGUAUGCAUGUAACUUACUUAUACAGCAUAAAUUUCCAAGGGACGCCUAUUAGAACUGCGGGAAAUGACGUCGACAUCAAUUUGGCGGUGUUGAUGUCGAUUCGACAUCGUUUCGACAUCGAUCGACGAAUUAUUUCUCACUGGGUUGGACGUCCUAAAGACGUCCCCAUCCAACGAGAACACUAACGUCGAGUCGACGUUGAAUCGACGU